This is a messenger RNA of Neurospora crassa OR74A, 1455 nucleotides long. RefSeq lists its product as hypothetical. The transcript has 2 exons. Bases 1 to 1455 code for a protein of 484 amino acids. Gene Ontology annotation, cellular component: cytoplasm. The record is from RefSeq and is a predicted model, not a curated record. Gene Ontology annotation, molecular function: protein binding. Lineage: Eukaryota; Fungi; Ascomycota; Sordariomycetes; Sordariales; Sordariaceae.
AUGUCCGGGUUAGAAGGCGCCGACGCGCCCGCGCCAAAUUACUCCAGAAUCGAUGAUGAUCGUUUCAUGGACUUCAUCAACGGGAACAGCACCCAAUUGACAGUUGAUCUCAACAUGAACAUUGACCUCCACCUACCACUCAGUCAAUAUCCCACCCCCCUCCCUCCCGCUGUCAAUUCCGCCGCCUCAUCCAAGUCGUCCCCUUUCAACCUGGACGACCCCAACUCACCAUACAUACAAAAAGAACGGCGCGAUCUGCAAUGUAGGCUAAUCCGCAUCUUCUUCGAUGCAAUCACCUCCAAGAAGACCGACCUGGUAACCAAACUCAUCACUGGCGGCUUCGUCUCCCCCGACGUGCCUAACGAGUAUGGCCUAACCCCACUCCUCGCGGCCGUGGAAGCCGGUGACGGCGCCAUGGUGUGCGCUCUCUUGAAUCUCGGUGCAGAUGUCAACGCCUUUGGCACUCCUUUCAAGCGGAGCUCGUCCUCAUCAUCAUCCAAGCGUAAAAAGGAGAAAGUGGACAACAAACCGCCUGCGGAUGCGCGGACGCCACUCAUGGCCGCCUCAGCAGCCGGCAACCUUGCCUUGGCAAAAUUACUCUUCAGGGAUUUCCACGCCAAUGACGCUCUCAUAGCAGGUGACGGCCAGCUCGCCCUGCGCCUGGCGGCCGACAACGGACACAGAGAGAUUGUUGACCUGCUUCCCUCGCGCAGGGGCGGCGAGUUUCGGCGGUGGAAGACGCACCACGCAGUAGCUACUCGACGGAUCAAGAAGGCCGGCCAGGCCAUCGUGACCUUCUGUGUAUAUUGUGUAUGGGACAUUCCCAAGGCGAUUCUGUGGAGCUUGCCGAAGCACUUGGUGGUUUUACCUAGCGUGAGAUUGGCGAAGUGGUUGUGGAAGAAUAAGCAUCAGUUUGGGCCGUGGUGCAAGAAGCAGAUGAAAAAGAUGCCAGAAAGAACUAAAAGGGCAGUACAGGCUGCUGGACGGGCGGCGAAGGCCUUGAAGCAUGCCCCAAAGGGGAUGGCGAGAUUUGCGAAGGCGUUGGCCAAGCGGAUGUGGUGGAUCAUCAGGGGGAUAUUGAGGGCCAUGAAGGUGAUGUGUCUGUGGAUAUGGGAGAGUUUGCGGAAGGUCGGUUUGGCGACGGGGUUCAUGUUUAUGAAGUUGGUCUCGGCUAUGCACACGGCUGGUAUGGCGGUGUUGAGCUUCUUCCGGAACAUCACCCUCAAGGAUGUCGGUAACGGGAUUCUGGUAGCGCUGGGCGCCCUUUUUGUCGACCUACCUCGGGCGGUAUUCUCUGGGAUGGGAGCAUUUGGAAAGGCUUCGUAUAAAGCGCUUGUCCACAUGCUCGGGUUCAACUGCCUCAGUGAUGGUGGUGUUGCACCGGACCGGAUGCAGGACAACAACACGUUCAAGCAGAUUUCGGUUCUGAUGGUCUUCCAUAGCGUCGAUGGCUGA